Molecule: messenger RNA, 1176 nt
Organism: Rubroshorea leprosula
Lineage: Eukaryota; Viridiplantae; Streptophyta; Magnoliopsida; Malvales; Dipterocarpaceae
Source: the annotation of a GenBank genome assembly
ACGGAACGGAGCUGAGCAGUUACGGUGUCACAGCUAGCUAGGGUUUUGAUUCGAUUUUCAGGGUUUUUGGCUCUCGGCCUCCAUGUCCUCGGCCAACCACCGGCGCCACCAAAACCCCUCAAGGGCUAACAAGAAGAAGAGAGGUCGCAAAAACCCAGAAGCUAAUUUCCUCUUUGAGCUCAACUCCUGCUCCAAAUCCAAGGAUCUCAAUGCAGCAAUCUCUCUCUACGAGUCCGCCAUCUCCGGCAACAUGCGCCUUAAUCAGCAGCAUUUCAAUACCCUCCUCUACCUCUGCUCCGCUUCUGUUGCCGAUCCGGAUGGAAAGUUACUUGCUUUAUCCCAUGGGUUUCGAAUUUUUGAUCAUAUGCUCUCCCUGAAAAUCCAUCCCAAUGAAGCCUCCAUUACUGCGGUUGCACGUUUAGCUGCAGCCAAGGGCGACGGUGAUUCUGCCUUCGACAUUGUCAGGAGUAUGGGUGAUUACGGUCUGACCCCACGCCUGCGCACUCUUGAGCCGGCAUUGCUGUGUUUCUGCAACAAGUUAGAGGCUGAUAAGGCGUACGAGGUGGAGGAUCAUAUAAGUCUAAUUAAUGUGAGCUUAGAGGAGCCUGAGAUUGCAGCGUUAUUGAAGGUAAGUGCGGAUACGGGGAGAGGAGAGAGGGUGUACGACUACUUGAAGAAGUUGAGAUGUUGUGUGAGGUCGGUCAGUGAGGAGACGGCAAAGAUUUUGGAGGAUUGGUUCCGUGGUAAGGGAAGUGAGGUUGGUGCUGGGGUGCAGCAUCAUGUGGAUUAUGUGAAAGAUGCUAUUUUGAGGAAUGGUGGGGGUUGGCAUGGCUUGGGUUGGCUCGGUGAGGGGAAGUGGGCCGUAUUGGCUUUAUGCAGCUGUAAGACUCAGAUGCCUGCUUGUGACAAAUGAUGAAAUGCGGGAUCACAUUUUUGAGCUCCUUGGAAGCAAUUUCUUUCUCAAGUGGGAAGAAAGACAUCAGGCUCGAUAUACAUUCCUGAAAGGGUCUCUUAAACUUCAGAUGCCACCCCCAUAUUCUCUUGUCAUUCAGGAAUCAGAAAAAGGGUCAUGGCAUGUGCCCAUAACAGGAGGAAGCAAUGAGGAGUCUAGUAGAACAUGGCUCUGUAUUACCAGGCCAGCUGCAUGUCAGGCAAAAGGUGAAGCUGCAGCAAUUC